Molecule: messenger RNA, 2436 nt
Organism: Musa acuminata subsp. malaccensis (wild Malaysian banana)
Lineage: Eukaryota; Viridiplantae; Streptophyta; Magnoliopsida; Zingiberales; Musaceae
Source: RefSeq, a predicted model, not a curated record
CAUACCCACAUUUCAAGCAGGACGGAGAACGCAGGUAUAGUUGAAAGAUGUCCAAAGGAUAAAUUAGUUUGAUUGAAAAAGAUUAGUGCCCCUAUCUUUGAGGAGGAGUUGAAUCGAAGCCACGGUCGCGCGUCGCAGAGAUUUAUGCCCCUAUCCGGUCCCCCACUGUUCACGGCCACGUCCACCACGCCCCAUCGUCUCCAAAUCUCCAUUGUGAGUCUUAAAGCUUAAAGGUGGAGAAGGUAAAAUCCAUCCAAAGCGCGACACACUGUCGAAAGAAAAAGUCCCCAACGCACUUCCUUCCGGGCUCCCUGUCGAAAGAAAAAGUCCCCAAAUCAAAGUUGUAAAGGUGAAAGGGGAUCCCACUGUCUCUUUCCCCGCUCCCACCGCAGGGUGACCCAGAAGAGCUAGAAGGGGAUUAGAAUAAGAACCCGCAAAAGAAGAAAAGUAGGGGAUAGAGAGAGAGAGAGAGAGAGAGAGAGAGUAAACCCUAGUCGAUGGGCAUCUCUAGAGCCCAACACCACCACCGCCACCGCCACUCUUCCUCUCCUCCCCGAAUCUCCAGAACCCCAUUCCCACUCGUUACCAUAACCUUAACGAUUCUCCUCCCCGCCGUGGCGGGUGACCUCUGCACCCUGGUCUAUAAGGGCUGCGCCAACCAGACCCUCUCCGGCAGCGGGGCAGCCUACAUGCAACCCCUCGCCGCCCUUUCCUCCGCACUCACCGCGCGAGCUGCCGCUGCCAAGUUCUACAAAACCACCACCUCCUCGGCCGUCGGUGGCCAGCCCCUCUUCGGUCUCUUUCAAUGCCGCGGAGACCUCUCCCCCUCCGACUGCUCCGCCUGCGUCGGCUGCGUGCUCCCCAUGUGGACGUCCCUCUGUGGCCCCGCCGCCGCUGCCCGUGUCCAGCUUAACGGGUGCUACGCCCUGUACCAGGUUUCCGGCUUCCCGCAGGUCUCCGGCACCCAGAUGCUCUACAAGGCAUGCGGCUCCGGCGGCGGCGGCGGCGGCUUCGAGGUGAAGCGCGACACGGCCUUCGCCCAGCUCCAGAGCGGCGUCGCCGGCGGCCAGGGGUUCUACGCCACCAGCUACGCCUCCGUCUACGCCGUGGCGCAGUGCGAGGGCGACCUCUACGCCGGCGACUGCAGCGAGUGCAUCGCCCAGGCGGUCCAAAAGUCUGAAGUGGAAUGCGGCGGCGCCGCCUCCGGCCAAGUCUACCUCGACAAAUGCUACAUCAGCUACAGCUAUUACGCCAAUGGCGUUCCCCACGGAGGCGGCGGAGGAGGCGGAGUCGGCGGCGGCGGCGGCGGAGGGGGUAAAUGCUGCCUUCAUUCCCUUGCAUUUCUUUUGUUUGAUUUGUGGUUAAAAGCUGCUUUCUUUAUUCCCUUUGGAUUUGGUUAUUAUAUGAUUCCAAGCUUAGCUUUUCUUGUAAAGCUUGUAAUGGAUUCAACGUCACAUUCCAUUCGACUACUUUCUUACUGCAUUCUUUCCAUUUUUCAUCUUAUAUUUGGAUAAACUUGGAGAUUAUUUACUAUUCAACUCUUGUGGUGUUAAGAAGUUGCUUACAUAUUUUCUUCUUUGUUCUUUUCCUUUUUACGAGAUAAAGAGGUAGAAAUGCCUUUUUUUUGUAAAAGCAUUCACUUCUUAGUCUUAAUACUUUCUUUUCUCAUCUAUCAUAGACAUGGUAAUUAAUCGAAUGGUGUUGGGUAUCAAUCAGGGCAAACAGAGAAAACAGUGGCCAUAGUGGUGGGAGGGGCAGCAGGGGUUGGAUUCUUGGUGAUCUGCUUGCUGUUUGCCAGGAGUGUAAUGAAGAAGAAGGAUGAUUUUUGAGGACUGGUGGUGGCAGGAAAGCAACAGAGGAGUAAUUGUUGGGAAUUUGGCUAUGGAGAGGGGAAGAUGUCCUUGUGAAACAUUGGGCUUCAGGGACAGGAGGGAUGGAGUGGAUGUUUGUCCCUUUGGUAAGAGUUGAUGGAAUGCUGAAGAGACCCGCCCUCCCUUUGGCUGUUUCCUUUCUUCGCAUGGGUGUCAUCCACCAUGUGAGGGAGAGAAUAAUGUGUCGGAUCCGAUCUGCGCUGACUCCCUGUAAGGAGAUGCUCUUUGUUUCAUCAUCAUCAUUAUGUACAUCUGCCUCUGGGUUGGGAGGGAUGUAACCCUAUACAGAUUCAAGGGAAUAUUCUCGACAGAAAACAUAGGCUGGAUAACCUUCAGUUCUUCGGUUCUCUCCCACUGCUUGUUUGCUCCGUCCCAGAGAGAUGGGCCUUUGUGUGAUCUGUUUACUGGAGAUCAGUGACUAUUAUAUAUGCUCUUUUGGAACUUGAACUGCACCGUCUAGGUAAGUCACUUUGCAUGAGUUUUAACUUCUUAAAUUGUAGAUUGAUGAUUGCAAUUAGACGAUGCCAGCAUUUGGAUUCCUGCACUAUUUAUGUUUUGUUUGAUA